AUGAGGAAACAGAGCAUAGAAGCUCCACUUUUGGGCAGUGGUGGAAAUUCCAAGAGAAGGAGAUGGAGCAGAGUUUUGGGUCUCCUCCUCUCACUCAUAGCCAUAAUAUUUGUUUGCCUUACACUAGGAGGAAACCUAAGUGUGUGGGUGGUAAGAGAUGAAAACAAGCACAAUGGCUGUGUGCAAUUUGAAAAUAAAGAAAUUGUUGAGUCAGACCAAGCAGUUGUUGCUUCUGAUGACGGUCGAUGCUCGGAAAUUGGUGUAUCAAUGCUUCGACAAGGUGGUCAUGCUGUUGACGCUGCUGUGGCAACCACCCUCUGCCUUGGUGUAGUCAAUCCAGCCGGUAGUGGAGUAGGAGGUGGAUCUUUCAUGAUUGUUCGGUCUUCACCAGAAUCAAAUACCCAAGCUUUUGACAUGAGGGAAACAGCUCCCUCAGCUGCUUCACAGAACAUGUAUGAGAACAAUCCCGAUGCUAAGUAUGAAGGACCACUGGCAAUUGGCAUUCCCGGUGAGCUAGCUGGCCUUCAUGAAGCAUGGUCAAAACAUGGACGUUUGCCCUGGAGGACUUUAUUCCAACCAGCCAUUAAACUUGCUAAAGAGGGGUUUGUGGUUUAUCCUUAUCUCGAAUCAUCCAUUUCUAGUAGUGCGAACAAAAUAAUGGCUGACCCGGGCUUACAGCUAGUAUAUGCACCAAAUGGGAAAUUGUUACAAGCCGGGGAUACAUGCUACAAUGCGGAACUUGGCCGCAGUUUGGAGGCAGUAGCAGAACAAGGGAUACAAGCCUUCUAUAAUGGAACAAUUGGGGAAAAUCUAGUAAAGGAUGUGAAAGAGGCUGGUGGAAUUUUGACAAUGGAAGAUUUGAGGAAUUACAAAGUGGAUGUUAUGGAUGCAAUGUCCGUGAACGUAAUGGGCUACACUAUCUUAGGCAUGCCACCUCCAUCCAGUGGAACAGUCGGAAUAUCUCUGGUUCUAAACAUCUUGAAUAGCUAUGGGAGUCCCAAUGCUGCAAAGGGACCUCUGGGGUUACAUCGCCUGAUUGAGGCAUUAAAAUUUAUGUUUGCUGUCCGGAUGAACCUGGGUGAUCCCAACUUCGUGAAUAUCAGUAAGACUAUCUCUGACAUGCUUUCCCCUUCUUUUGCCAAGAAACUUCAACAAAAAAUAUUCGACAACACGACUUUCCCUUCUGAAUACUAUAUGCACAGGUGGAGCCAGCUUAGAGAUCAUGGAACCAGCCAUUUGUGUGUUGUGGAUGCAAAUCGAAAUGCAGUGUCACUGACAACCACUAUAAACUAUGGUUUUGGAGCUGGGUUGCUCUCUCCUUCCACUGGUAUUGUGCUCAACAAUGAAAUGGACGACUUCUCGACACCAACAGAAAUAUCUCCCGAUAAACUCCCUCCUGCACCAGCCAAUUUUAUCAGACCAAACAAGAGACCCUUAUCUUCCAUGACACCUAUCAUUGUUCUCAAGGAUAAUGAAUUGGUCGGGGUCGUUGGAGGUAGUGGUGGUCUAUACAUAAUUCCAGCUGUGAUACAGGUUUUUCUAAACCAUUUUGUCUUGGGAAUGGAACCUCUAGCGGCAGUUCAGAGUGCAAGAGUCUACCACAAGCUAAUACCAAAUGUGGUUUUAUAUGAAAACUGGACGGUCAUCGAUGGUGAGCACAUAGAACUCUCGGACGAGAAAAAGCAGUUCUUGGAAGAGAGAGGUCAUCAACUUCAGGCUAAAGCAGGAGGAGCUGUCUGCCAGUUUGUUGUUCAAAACAUUAACAACCCGAUUGAAAUGGGCCGUAAAAACCGAAAAGUGCCUGUAGACCAAGUAUUCAGAGGAACACUUACUGGUGUUAGUGAUCCUAGGAAAGAUGGGAGGCCUGCUGCUAUCUGA
Ilex paraguariensis (yerba mate) is the source of this 1878-nucleotide messenger RNA. The record is from the annotation of a GenBank genome assembly. NCBI's taxonomy places the organism in Eukaryota, Viridiplantae, Streptophyta, Magnoliopsida, Aquifoliales, Aquifoliaceae.